Hyaloscypha bicolor E is the source of this 3510-nucleotide messenger RNA. Its product is annotated as ARM repeat-containing protein. Gene Ontology annotation, biological process: proteasome-mediated ubiquitin-dependent protein catabolic process. The coding region runs from base 224 to 3307 and encodes 1027 amino acids. The transcript is spliced from 4 exons. NCBI's taxonomy places the organism in Eukaryota, Fungi, Ascomycota, Leotiomycetes, Helotiales, Hyaloscyphaceae. The record is from RefSeq and is a predicted model, not a curated record. Gene Ontology annotation, molecular function: protein binding. Gene Ontology annotation, cellular component: GID complex.
UUCGGCGACAACAGUCGGGCAAGAGCUAUUCACAGCAACAGCCGCGUCGAUUCGACAUUCACACGAGUAGUGGACAGUCGAGGCGAAUCAUUAUAGGCUUUUGUUUCCUUCGACGGCUCGAAUCAGUACAAUAUCCUUUCACGGGUCGCGCCACGAGCUUCAAUUACGUCCCGAUCAGGGUUCACUAUUUAGAUGCACGCCUCCCAUCCACAACCUCUCUAAAAUGGCCCGACCUCCCUGGGUAGCACAGAUCCGAAGCGCGAGGAAUAAUGCCGAGCAGAUAGAAGUCUUGAGGGCUCUGAAGAACGAGAUCGUGGGCCACCCUCCGCAGAAGGAGCUCGUCGUUACGUUGGGAGUUCUGGAGCCCAUCAUCCGCUUGACGUUCAAUAAGAAUGGAAUUAGACAGGAUGGGAAGUCGCACGACCAUAGCUUUGCCUCUAGACCUCUCAGUGAGGAGGAGAUGGUCAGAUUGCAAUGUCUGCAGGUCAUAGCAAGCAUUGCUCUCGGCCCCCCCUUCCUUCCCCCCCUACAGGCCGCCUCUGUCUUGCCAGCGAUCCUGUCGAACAUGUGUCCUUCGAAUAACCCAUCUCAAUUAGUCCUGGCCUCCCUCCGUGCCCUCUCGAAUCUUGCGGAUUCAUCGGCUUUGGCCUCAACCGCACAUGUCCUCAGCACCAGUGCAAUCGCGGACGCCCUGUUCACUCGCCAGCAUCUAAACUCCCUAUAUCGCAUACUAUCACAAUCUUCUCUAUCGGCGUCCGUUCAAACCCAAAUAUCAAUUGCGGCGUCCUUGAUCAGUAGGAUCUGCCUCGAUGAGCGCCACCAGCAAGGCCUUGCGAAUUCGGGGGUUCUCGAUGCUCUUGCUACCAAAUUAGCAAGCUUCGUUGUGGCAGAAGGACUCGUUAUACCCGGUGCGGAGAUCCUAGCCCAAAGAGAUGGCUUGCAAGAAUAUUUCCCUUCGGCGGCCCCUUCAGGUGGGAAGCUUGCUAUAAUAUUGGAGGCGAUCGCAGUCAUCAUCACCGACUCCAAAUUCAGGGCUUCCCAACUGCUCUACUCUGCAUCUAUCCUCGCAAUCUUCCCCAUGUCUCAACCGACCGACCUUGUUGCAACUCAAAACGCUCGAGCGGCUUGGAACGCCUUCAACGCCGCCGGAUUGAGCGUUCGACAAACUCAACUCAACGCUGUGGACUAUCUGUUACCUUUUGUGCCCCUCCACCAGGUCAAGAGCACAUCCGCCUCUGCCUCUGCCUUUCCACCCCUUGGCACAUCUGGUUCCAGAGAAAAUCUGGCCCCCUCAGUACGAGCUGCAGCAAAUAAGUAUAACGGAGCAUCGCUUCCUAGUUGGAACGACUCUCCCGGCUUGGACAGCAGUACGGUAGCCCUUGAUAACAUUACGAUCGACCCUGAAGAGCCAGAAAGUCCUUUGAUAGCAUAUCUUAUACUACUACUGAGAUCGCAGACUAGCAUGACUCGACUGAUGGCUGCCUCUGUCUUGACGGUUCUCUACAGAGCUGGCUUGACCCACAAGACCAGAGAGACUGCGAUUGGCUUACUCGUUGUUCCGCUUCUUGUCCAGCUGUUGGAUGAUCCCGUUGUUCCUUUGAAGGGGAAGGAUAGCCUUCGAGAGGAAGAGGACCUACUGUUGCAAAGGGCGAUCACCGAACGUACUCCUGCCAUCCUGGCGAUGUUGAUUACAGACAGCGAAUACCUCCAAAAAGCUGCUUUUGACGCUGGUGUUGUCAGCAAACUUGCGAAGAUGCUGAAAGUCUCCUACGAUCCCGUUCCCGAGACUGCAAAUCUACAUCCAUGGUCUCCAGCUGGCGAGGAGUACGGGCAGGGGGUUGAUGGCCCGUCUCCUCGACUAGGCCGCAAUGGCCAAUCUCCUCUUCUAGUUCACAAGAUAAAGGUUAGGGAGAGUACCCUGAAGGCAAUUGCAGCACUUGUUCCUUUCAAGGAUGAGUACCGGAAAGCAAUCGUGGACCAAGGAGUUGUACCUUAUAUCGUUGAAUCAAUGAGCUCAUCCCCGGGGAAGCCAUCACCAAAGGCCGACAAAUCUGAAAAGCUUGUCAGUCAUUCUCCCGACGAGGGAUCUAAGAAGGGUUAUGGUAUCAACCCAGUCAAUGUCCUGAUUGCGGCAUGCGGUGCCGUUCGCGCGUUGUCUCGGUCCGUCAGCGUCCUACGCACCACACUCAUUGACAGCGGGGUGGCUGAGCCUGUAUUCCGUCUCCUUCAACAUCCAGACAUCGAGAUCCAAAUUGCCGCCACAGCAACCGUCUGCAAUCUGUUGACGGAAGUCAGCCCAAUGCGUCAGCAUAUUUCUGAAGCUGGCGUUCUCAAGAUUCUCUGUGAGCACGCCCACUCAAUGAACGCAAAACUACGGCUCAACGCUCUCUGGGCAUUGAAGCACUUUGUUCAGGGGGUCGACAACGAAAUGAAGCGGCUGUGCCUCGAGGAGCUCGGCCAGGGCUGGCUUGUACAACUAAUAUGUGACGAUACUGAAGACGAAGCUCUACUUUCUUCAAGGGUAAAAGGCGAACGAUCUCAUACCCCAAAUGAUGAAAUGGAUGAGGACGUUGAAAUGGACCAGUUCGAAGACCAAGUUGAUACUGCAUUUGGGACAUCCUUCGGUCGCUCAAACAAUUCACGUCCAAGCAGUAGUCGGAGCAAGUCUGUCCAACAAGCUGAACUUCGCCUUGCUGCAUUGCGAGAUGCAGAAACGAAUCCGGCUAGAAAGGCCCGGAAGGAUGAUAUUGCCGUGCAAGAGCAAGGGCUCGACUUCAUUCGAAACCUUAUAGGUGGUGCUGGCAACGGUGGGACAUCAGACACAACGGAGAUGAUCGAUUUCCUCUUCAACGCUCUUGGCCAGGACAGAGUAUUCGAGAUCUUAGCAUCGAAACUCCGGCCGAGGCAUGUUAACAGUUACACCAAUCGCAGGAACUCUUCAACACCCGAGGCCAGAAUCGUGCCUCCUCAGUCCGAGAUCAUCAUCGCCGUGGGAUAUAUUCUUGUUCAUAUGGCUGCAAGCAUUCCUCGUCACCGACAAAUAGUCAUCUCUCAGACCGAGUUGUUGAAAUUGCUUGUGCCUCAGUUCAACCACCCGAGUAUUGAAGUACGAUUAGCGCUCUGCUGGUUGGUCACCAAUCUCACUUGGCUGGAUGACCAUGGCGAUGGGGAGGCCUGCGCAUCGCGCGCAGAUUCUCUCAAGAAGCUUGGGUUUCUUCAAAAAUUGGAGAUGCUUGAGCAGGACCCUGAACUUAAUGUGAGGGAGAGGGCGAAAUCUGCUUUGUGGCAGAUGAAACAGAGUUAUUGAAGAUAAUCUCGGCGGAGGAUUUCUUAAUGAAAUGAUGUUGCAUGGCGUAUUCGGCGGGGAAGUGUUCGAUGCGAGAUGAAAAUCACGAAUUCGAACAAAUCUACAUUUCAUCGGGCAUUGCUCCUAUCCUGCGGAUUCUCCGGUUCCGGCACGGGGAUUAGGGGGGAAGUCCGUUCGUGUAACGAUAUUGAUAUCAGCCUCUG